AUGUCGACUUCACGAUGGCAUCAGCCCUACUUUGGGCUCAAGGGCAAAUGGCUCACCUUCUGGAUCACCCUUGCCUGCGCUACCGAUAUGACCCUAUUUGGUUACGACCAGGGCGUUUUCAGUGGUGUCGUUAUCUCCGAGGACUAUCUUGAUGUCCAUAAGCUGAACGGCCCCGAAAAUACAAGCAUAUUGUCCAUCAUCACGUCGAUUUACACCAUCGGUUGCUUCUUUGGCGCUAUUACCGCCUUCUACAUUGGCGAGAACAUCGGUCGGAAGAAGACGGUCCUUGUUGGAACCGGAAUUAUGACCAUUGGCGCAAUCCUCCAAGCGAGCUCCUUUAGUGUUCCACACAUGAUUGUUGCUCGAAUUGUUACUGGUAUCGGCAAUGGAAUCAACACCGCCACUGCCCCCGUUUGGCAGACAGAGACCUCGAAGGUCCACAAUCGAGGAAAGCUUGUCAUGCUCGAGAUGGGUUUGAACAUCUUCGGAUUCUCCCUGAGUAACUGGGUCAACUAUGGAAUGUCUUUCGUCGGAGGCCCUCUUGGAUGGCGAUUCCCUCUCGCUCUGCAACUUGUCUUCUGUAUCGUCCUCUUCUCUACCAUCCCGUGGUUACCUGAGUCGCCCAGAUGGUUGCUUGCUCACGAUCGCGAGACCGAGGCCCACUCUAUUCUAGCUGAUUUGGAAGACAAGCCUCUUGACGACCCUUACGUCAUCGCUGAACGGGACGAGAUUGUAUACAGCAUCGAGUAUGAGCGCGAGAACGCAAUCAACUGGGGUGAUCUUCUUCGUGGUCGCACUAAGGCUGGGACCAAGACUAUCCGCCGGUUGGUUCUCGGUUCAGGUACUCAAGCUAUGCAACAGUUUGGUGGUAUUAAUGCUAUCAUGUCUUACUACCUCCCUACGGUGUUGAUUGAAUCUGUCAAACUCGAUUCUAGCAUGGCCCGUCUCAUCGCAGCCUGUGCAUCGGUCGCGUACCUCGUCGCAUCUCUUAUUGCUGCGCCCCUUGUCGAAAAGGUUGGCCGACGUGUCAUGAUGAUGGUUUCAACAGUAAUUCAACUGUUCUGUUUCUUGCUCGUGACCAUUCUGCUCUCCUUUGCCGAGAAGCCGGAUUUCCUGCACAAGGUCGAGAUGGCCAAGGCUUCCGUUGUGUGGUUCGUCAUCUACUACAUGGGCUUUGGUUUAGGAAUGCUUGGUAUCCCAUGGUUAUAUCCCACUGAAAUUAACUCUCUUCCCAUGAGAACUAAGGGAGCAGCCGUAGCUACGAUGACCAAUUGGAUCACCAACUUUAUUGUGGUUGAAGUAACACCGAUCGGCAUCCAGAAACUAGGCUGGAAGUUCUACAUCAUCUGGACGAUUACCAACACGUUAUUCCUGCCCAUUAUCUGGCUUUUCUACCCAGAGACGGCCAACCGUACCCUCGAGGACCUCGACGCCUUUUACCGCGACAACCCGCCCCUGAUUCUCCACAAGGACCGCGACUCCACUCAAGUGCGCCGUCCCGAGCGCUUCAUCCAAGCUCAGGGCCGCGAUAUCGAGGAGGCUGCCGAGAACCUACGCCGUCGCGGGUCUAUCCUCGUCCACGAUGUUUCUGACGAAGGCGAGAAGUCGCUCAACAGCCCCAAAUAG
Molecule: messenger RNA, 1626 nt
Organism: Hypoxylon trugodes
Lineage: Eukaryota; Fungi; Ascomycota; Sordariomycetes; Xylariales; Hypoxylaceae
Product: general substrate transporter
Exons: 9
Coding region: 1-1626 (541 amino acids)
Biological process (GO): transmembrane transport; carbohydrate transport
Cellular component (GO): membrane
Molecular function (GO): carbohydrate:proton symporter activity
Source: RefSeq, a predicted model, not a curated record